Striga hermonthica is the source of this 956-nucleotide messenger RNA. Lineage: Eukaryota; Viridiplantae; Streptophyta; Magnoliopsida; Lamiales; Orobanchaceae. The record is from the annotation of a GenBank genome assembly.
CCUCAAGGGCCACUUCAAAGGCGGUCGCAGCCUAAGGCAAGGCGACCCCCUUUCACCUUUUCUUUUCAUGAUUUGUAUGGAAUACCUCUCUCGGCUUAUCAAGAGAAAAACGACGUUAGACACGAACUUCAAAUACCAUCCGAUGUGCGAGAAAUUAAAAAUCUCGUACCUUGCCUUCGCCGACGACCUCAUGCUUCUAUCCCGUGGAGACCCCCAUUCAAUCCAAGUUCUCAUGGAUUGCCUCAAGGAUUUUGGAGCUAAGUCGGGGCUUGAGAUGAAUGUAGUAAAGUCCAAUAUUUACUUGGCCGGUGUCAAGGACGAUAGUCAGGCUACAAUCCUUGACAACACCAACCUACGAUGCGGCUCGAUGCCCUUUCGGUACCUCGGCGUCCCCCUCACCGCGGACCGUAUCACGGCUAGGCUCUUUGAUGAUAUGAUUAAGCAAAUUGAGGGUCAACUUAGUCGAUGGAAUGGACAUACUCUUUCCUAUGCCGGAAGAUUAAAACUCCUACGCUCGGUGGUCCAAGGCAUUGUGUGUUUUUGGAUGGGAAUCUUCCACCUGCCCGACAUAGUUAGAACAAAAAUCACUCAACUAUGUAGAAGGUUCCUUUGGGGAUCAAAGAGCGCUCACGUGGCUUGGGAUAGUGUAUGUCUACCGCGCUUGGAAGGUGGUUUGGGGCUUAGGGACUUGAUUGCGUGGAACCAAGCGUUGCUCACCCGGAUGCUAUGGAACAUGCAAGCAAAAAAGGACACAUUGUGGCAAAAAUGGAUUCACAACAUUUAUUUGAAGGGGAACUCCAUUUGGGAGUGGGAAGUAAGACCGAAUGACUCACCUCUCUUCAAGUCCCUCAUAGACAUCCGACAAACCUUGGUUGAGAGAGCGGGAAGUGAACGAGGAGCGGAAGCCCUUCUUCGAGGUUGGAACUCCCAUGAUAGACAAGAUGGGUCUAGUAAAU